AUGCUUUCUCAAUAUGUUGUUGUUGCGCUUGUCGCUGGGUUGGCUGUGGCCGGUCCCAUCUCCUUGGUCGACCGUCAAGCCAAAGCCUGCUUCAUUGUCGGCAACACCGCUCUCCCAGCCGAAGUCCAAGACACCGUAACGUCCAUCCAAGGCUCUGUCACCUGUAACCCAGGAAUCAAAACCCUCUCCGGCGUCCCAGACGUCUCCUCAGGCGGUGUAUCCUACUCUUCAAUCGACUUCUCCGCCUCCUCCAAAACUCCCCUCGAGUUCGCACUCGAUGAAUUCGCCACAGCAUCACCACUCGCCGCAUCCGAUCUCGCGCUCUUCGAAGACCGUCUCGCCACGUACCUGGCUACCGAAGCGGGAAUCAGAAGUGUAGGAGGCAAUUUGGCGAUCAAAGCCCCGAAGUUCUUUCAGAGCUUUCAGAUUGCGAGAAUUAAGGCUGCGCAGGGGGUUGUGGAGACGGAUCCGGGACAAACUGUUGAUCACCUUUUGGGUAAGGUGACGAAGAAUGCGGGGAGUGCAGAGAGUAAGGCUACUCUUGAUGCUAUUACUGCUUUGGCUACGCAGUUGAAGUAG
Molecule: messenger RNA, 579 nt
Organism: Glarea lozoyensis ATCC 20868
Lineage: Eukaryota; Fungi; Ascomycota; Leotiomycetes; Helotiales; Helotiaceae
Exons: 2
Coding region: 1-579 (192 amino acids)
Source: RefSeq, a predicted model, not a curated record